CUUCACAUAGUCAAUUACCUGCAAGUUGUGCUGACGAUGCCUCAUGCAGAGUCUCCAGAGGCCAUGGAGGCCGAUUCGACUUCUCAGCAGAAUCUCGAGGCCAUAUUUGACGAUGACGACUCCUCGGACGAAUUCACAUCUUCUGCGCCGGCGGCGACGGCACCGUCUGCGGGACCUGUCCAGGCCGCGUUCACAGACAGCGAAGUGAUGCGUGCCUUCUAUCAGCGAUUGCUACCAUUCAGGUACCUUUUUCAAUGGCUGAACCAUUCGGCGGCGCCGACGAAUGACUUCAUGCAUCGCGAAUUCGCAUUUACUCUCCCGAACGAUGCAUAUCUGCGAUACCAGUCCUUCAGAAAUGCAGAUGAGCUACGCAAACAGUGCAUGCAAAUGAUCCCUUCGCGCUUUGAAAUUGGUCCCGUCUAUUCAACCAACCCACGAGAGCGAAAGACCUUGCGAAAAGCAUCCAUGUUUCGUCCUCUAAGCAAGGAGCUCGUCUUCGAUAUCGAUCUUACGGACUACGACGGUAUUCGAACAUGCUGUACGGGUGCGAAAAUCUGCAGCAGGUGUUGGCAGUGGAUACCAAUGGCUAUCAAGGUUGUCGAAGCUGCAUUGCGAGACGACUUUGGCUUCAAGCACAUUCUAUGGGUGUACUCCGGUCGAAGAGGUGCACACGCUUGGGUUUGCGACAAGAAAGCCAGGGAGAUGAGCGAUGAUCGGAGGAAAGCCAUUGCGGGAUACCUCGAGCUGCUGAAGGGCGGCGACAAGGGUGGAAAGAAGGUUAACUUGAGACGGCCGCUCCACCCGCAUGUCGAACGAAGCCUCGACCUUCUUCGCGAACACUUUAAGACUGAUAUUUUGCAAUCCCAAGAUCCAUGGGAGUCUGCCGAGAAAUAUCCCGAUCUUCUCGCUCUUCUUCCUGACUCGACUCUAAACGCAGCCCUCGCCUCCAAAUGGGAAUCCUCGCCCGGCCGCUCCUCAACUCAAAAAUGGAACGACAUCAAGACUGAGGCCGAGUCCGGCGUCUCGGCGAAACUCGAUCAAGACGCGCUCAAUGACGCGAGACAGGAUAUUAUUUUAGAAUACACAUAUCCGCGACUUGACGCAGAGGUCUCUAAAAAAUUGAACCAUUUGUUGAAGUCUCCAUUCUGCGUGCACCCAGGUACAGGCCGAGUUUGCGUGCCGAUCGACACACGCGACAAUAACGUGGAGAAUUUUGAUCCAUUCGAUGUCCCUACCGUGACAGAGCUACUUAGCGAGAUUGAUGAGUGGGACGCAAAGAAUUCAAAUGUUGAUGCAGAAGGAGACAGUCAGAUGGCCUCGACAGACGCCUCUGACGCUAGUUCUUCUGCAAAGAAGGUGCAAGACUGGGAGAAGACGAGGCUAAAGCCGUACGUGGAAUACUUUAGACGCUUUGUGAACAAUCUACUCAACGACGAGAUGAAGAGCGUAAAGAGGGAAAGAGAGGAUGCGGAGCCCAUGGAGUAUUAAUGAUACGAGAGUUUAAUGACUGCAAGUGCAACGCGAUACCACUCAGUUUAUUGUGGGUGAGAAACAUUAUGUACUGUUCACGUUAAUCACCUUCGUUCUUCCGAAGUAUACUUUUCCAGCUGGCCUGUAGCAGCACACCAGUCAACUUCCGACCUAUUAUCAGGACAUGGUGCCGAUGAAAUAUCAUUCCUCAGUGGCAAAUCUUUUUUCAGUUCAUCAUGGCUUUCUAUAAAUACGGCAAAUUGAACAGU
Messenger RNA from Verruconis gallopava, 1739 nucleotides. RefSeq lists its product as uncharacterized. NCBI's taxonomy places the organism in Eukaryota, Fungi, Ascomycota, Dothideomycetes, Venturiales, Sympoventuriaceae. The record is from RefSeq and is a predicted model, not a curated record. Gene Ontology annotation, cellular component: alpha DNA polymerase:primase complex. The coding region runs from base 37 to 1488 and encodes 483 amino acids. Gene Ontology annotation, biological process: DNA replication, synthesis of primer. The transcript is spliced from 2 exons.